GGAGGCAUUGGCCAACCCUGAGAUGACAGCUUCGAUGUUUGACCCCCAAAACAUUCAAGCCAUGAUCCAGAUAGAGCAGGCCGUGCAGCAGCUCCAGGGGUCGGGCCUCGGCAACGUGAUGGGCUUGGGCAACCCAGGAGCCAGUCCUCUCAGUGGCGCGGGCGGCGCUGAUGCAGCCUCGGGCCUGGCACAGCUGCUGGCAGGCGGGAUGGGCGGCAUGGCUGGCAUGGGUGGCGUGCCACCUGUGGCGGACCCGGAGGCCUCGUAUGCCGCGCAGCUGCAGCAGCUGCAGGACAUGGGCUUCAGCGACCGGCCAGCAAACAUACGUGCACUCCAGGCGACGGGAGGGAAUGUGCACGCUGCCGUGGAGCGGUUACUGUCUGGGAUGUGA
This is a messenger RNA of Ostreobium quekettii, 391 nucleotides long. The record is from the annotation of a GenBank genome assembly. Lineage: Eukaryota; Viridiplantae; Chlorophyta; Ulvophyceae; Bryopsidales; Ostreobiaceae.